ACCAGAGACACAAAUGGCUUAUGCUGCUGUAACUUCGCUUAAAGGAACACUCCAUCUACAUUUCUUCUUGCAAUCACAACCACGCCUGCCUCUUAUUUAUAAACGAAAUAUGGUCUCUCUCCAUAGAAAUCUUAGUUUCCUUCAAGAAAGUCUUGAGGAAUCUAAGAUCACCUAUGAUGAUGCGGGGGCGAUGAAAGAUCUAGAGGCAGAGAUGAGAUAUGUAGCGUUCAAAGCUGAAGAAAGGAUUGAGAUGGAGUUGACUACCAUUUAUCUAGCAAAGAGUUGGACGAAGCGUCUUGCUUGCUUCCUCAAGCUUCAUGGAAUCUUUAUUCAAGCUGUAAUACAGACUGAUUACCUCAAGAAGAAGUUGAUUAAGAUUAAAAGUAAACACGAGUUUGCAAAGGGUCCAUCAAUCACUGGCGUUUCACUCCUUGGUUCAACAUCAUCGCAGCCUGCUAAUCCAGAACGCGAGAAUAAUAUUACUGUGAGUAAAUUUUCCAACAGCGCUUCAAAGUUUGACAGUAGAAUGGUUGGAUGCGACAAGGAAUUCAAGACGAUAUUGAAUAAGCUCACGCAACAAUCAGCUGAGCAGCUCCAAGUUGUAUCAAUCGUUGGCAUGGGAGGAAUAGGCAAGACCACUUUAGCUGGGGAAGUCUACAAGGAUCCAUCAAUUACUUCUCAUUUUUACAAGCAAGCAUGGGUUACUGUAUCCCAAGAGUAUACCGUGGGGCAAAUGCUCAGAUGCCUUAUUGGUUGUGUUAGUGCAUCAAGUGAUGAACAAAGCAGCAAUGACCAAGGCGGAUUAGCAGAAAUGCUACGUAAACGCUUGAAGGAUCAGAGAUACUUGAUAGUGAUAGAUGAUAUAUGGAGCAAAGAAGCUUGGGAUAGUGUGCAAAGGUGCUUUCCAGAUGAUAAUAAUGGAAGCCGUAUACUACUGACUUCUCGGCUCAGAGAGGUGGCUGAAUAUACUGCUAGUUCAGAUAACUCUAUCAUUAACAUGCCUUUCUUAGAUGCCAAUGAAAGUUGGAAUCUCUACUGCAAUGUGUUUGGUCAAACAGAAUUUCUUUCAGUGUUUGAGCAAAUUGGUAGAGACAUAGUGAAGAAAUGUAAAGGAUUACCUCUAGCUAUUACUUUAGUAGCUAGUCUUCUCUCCAAGACAGAGGAGAAGGUGGAAAAGUGGAAGAAUGUUGCAGAAAGUGUAAUUGGUGAUUCUAAUGAAGCAUGUUCAAGUGUACUAUCUUUGAGUUACAACCAAUUACCACACCUGUCAAAAGCUUGCUUUCUAUAUUUUGGAGUUUUUCCAGAAGAUUAUGAAAUCCCUGUAAAGAAGUUAGUUAAGUUGUGGGCAGCAGAGGGAUUUUUCGGGGCUGUGAACAAUAAGAAUCUGGAGGAAGUGGCCACGGAAUGCUUGAAAGAUCUUGUUGCUAGAAGUCUUGUUAUAAUUGGUAAACAGAGUUAUGAUGGCAAAAUCAAGACAAUUAGGAUGCAUGAUCUGUUGCGAGACUUGUGCUUAAGAGAAUCUCGAUGUGAAAAUCUCUUGUAUGUCAUUGGAAAUGAUUAUCAUGGUGCUUUUGCUGGGCCAAUAAAACUCCCAUUCAACAAGAAGAAAUCACAGCACUUGUGCUUUGUCAGUUCAAACUAUUAA
Ipomoea nil (Japanese morning glory) is the source of this 1645-nucleotide messenger RNA. Its product is annotated as putative late blight resistance protein homolog R1B-17. The record is from RefSeq and is a predicted model, not a curated record. The transcript is spliced from 4 exons. Gene Ontology annotation, biological process: defense response to other organism. Gene Ontology annotation, molecular function: ADP binding. Lineage: Eukaryota; Viridiplantae; Streptophyta; Magnoliopsida; Solanales; Convolvulaceae. The coding region runs from base 14 to 1645 and encodes 543 amino acids.